CUCUUUUUGGAUUAAUUAUCAUAAAAUGAUUCUUCAGCAUCCCAAUUUUGAUGCAUUUUAUUUGGUUUCUGUGUCUAGUUUAUACUCUUAGACACAGUAUUUGUAUUCUGAUGUUCUAAUAAUCAGUUAUAGAGUAAAUCUCCAAUUUAUUUGCUCAAGUGUUUAUAUAUUGUGCAUGCUUGGUUCUAAGGUGAAUUUAGUUGAUUUGGAAACAAUUGUUUUACUUGAAAGUGAAUCUAUAGUGAUUUUAUGUUUGAUUACAUUUUCUUGAAAGUAAGCUAGAAUAAUAAAUUUCAGUUUAAAAAUCAUCAAUUUUAGACUCAAAUGAUAUAAAUUUUAUCUUCAAUUUAGAUCAAUUUGGAAGAUAAAAUCAAUAUAAUUCAAAAUUAAUUUUACACUUUCAGAAUCAAUUUUAGCUACUUUAAACGUGGAACCAAACAUAGACUUAAUUCUAGAGUAAAUACCUAAGUUUCUCCAACAAUAUGUGUACUUACACAACUUAAUUCAAGAAAAUACGGGCUUCAAAUCUUGACUAACAAGCGAGAAAGUUGACAUUGAGAAAGCUUGUUCUUCUUUCAACAAGAGGAUGAAUGACUGAUCCUCCAAGUCAAGCGCACUAGCGCACUUUGCCAUGGCUUUCUCUAAUAGGAACUCGAACACCGUUGCUUGUUUAGGUUGAGCGGCUUGAAGUACAAUUCGUGGUCUUAGGUUGAGCGAUUUGAAAGUAUACGAUAUCAAAUCUCUGAGAUUUUAGUAGAAUUUAACCAAGCUAAAUUUUACAUAUUUGAGACUACUUACUAUUGUCAUUACUUUGCCAAUAUAUUAGUUUUACUCAUGCUAUUGUUAAACUCAAUUUGCCAAAGGAUGGAAGCCCUUGCUGUUACAGUCUUGCAAAAGUUGGGCUCUUCAGCUUACAAAGAGCUUUGGAUCGUUUGGAAUCUAAAAAAGGACAUUGAAAAAAUGAAGAACACAGUAUCUAUGAUAAAAUCCGUGCUCCUCGAUGCAGAGAUCAAGGCCAAUAAUCAUCAAGUUCGUAAUUGGUUGGAGGAGCUGAAAGAUGUACUUUAUGAUGCAGAUGAUUUACUUGAUGAUUUUUCCAUUGAAGCUUUGAGAAGAAAAACGAUGUCUGGAAACAAAAAAGUACGAAUUUUCUUCUCUAAAUCAAACAGUAUUGCCUAUGGUCUUAAAUUGGGCCAUCGAAUGAAAGCAAUUCAGAAGAGGCUAGAUGACAUUGCUAAAAAUAAGCAUGCACUGCAACUAACUGACCGCCCUAUGGAGAAUCGAAUUGUAUAUAGGGAGCAGAGACAAACUUACUCUUUUGUGAGUAAAAAUGAAGUUAUUGGAAGAGAAGAUGAAAAGAAACGUAUUAAGCGUUAUCUACUAGAUAUCUAUGCAACCGAUAAUGUUUCUGUAAUUCCCAUAGUCGGGAUUGGAGGAUUAGGUAAGACCGCUCUUGCCCAACUGGUCUACAAUGAUAAUGACGUUCAUAAGCAUUUUGAGCUAAAAAUGUGGGCGUAUGUUUCUGAUGAAUUCGAUAUAAAGAAAAUAGCUCAGGAGAUCAUUGGAGAGGAAAAGAAUAGUCUGAUGGAGCAAGUGCAACAACAACUUAGAGACAAAAUUCGAGGGAAGAAGUUUUUGCUUGUGUUAGAUGACAUGUGGAACGAGGAUCGUGAACUGUGGCUUAAAUUGAAGAGCUUGUUCACGGAAGGAGGAAAAGGGAGUAUGGUAAUUGUUACAACGCGUAGUCAGACUGUGGCAAAAAUAGCGGGCACACAUCCGCCUCUUUUCUUAGAAGGUCUGGAUUCACAGAAAUCUAUGGAGCUGUUCUCUCGAGUGGCAUUCGGCGAGUUAAAAGAACAAAAUGAUUUGGAAUUGUUAGGUAUAGGGAGGGACAUUGUUAAAAAAUGUGCUGGCAUCCCUCUUGCUAUCAGGACUAUUGGAAGCCUUUUGUUUUCUCGAAAUUUGGGAAGGAGUGAUUGGCUAUAUUUCAAGGACGUUGAGUUUUCGAAGAUAGAUCAACACAGCGACAAAAUAUUUUCAAUCCUUAAACUGAGUUAUGACCAUCUUCCCUCGUUUCUAAAAAAAUGCUUUGCUUAUUGUUCGUUGUUUCCAAAAGGUUUUGUGUUCGGAAAGAAGACUCUCAUUCAGUUAUGGGUAGCUGAGGGGUUCAUUCAACAAUCGAAUGAUGUUAGAUUUGUAGAAGAUGUUGGUCAUGAGUACUUCAUGAGUUUGCUGUCAAUGUCCUUCUUUCAAGAUGUCAUUAUAGACGAAUGUGGCGGCAUAAGUACUUGUAAAAUGCAUGACCUUAUGCAUGAUCUUGCACGGUUAAUAGCUGGGAAUGAAUAUGUAGUGCUUGAAGGAGAAGAAGCAAAUAUUGUAAACCGAACGCGUUAUGUGUCGUCUCCUACUUCAUUACCGGUUGCACAGACAUCAUCAUCUUCUUACAAGUUAAGAACAUUUCUUUUGCAUCCACAAAUGAAUGCAAGCAAUUAUAUGCGUCAGUCAUAUUUUGUUUCCUUCUUAGGCCUAAAGUUGUUGCGUGUGUUAACACUUUGUGGAUUGAAUAUUGCCGCAAUCCCAAAUAGUAUUGAAGAGAUGAAGCAUUUAAGAUAUAUUGAUCUGUCACAGAAUAAUGUACUUCAAAAUCUUCCGUCGGGCAUUACCAACCUGCAGAACUUGCAAACUCUAAAACUUUCUCAAUGUUCUGAGCUCAAAUUAUUACCAAAAAAUUUCAAUAAAAGUCUCAGGCAUCUUGAGUUGAAUGGUUGUGUGAAAUUGAGACGUAUGCCACAAGGGAUAGGACAGUUGAAUAAUCUUCAAACACUAACACUUUUUGUUCUGCACAAAACAAGUACAAAUGUAAAUGAGCUCGGCGAGCUAAAUAACCUUCGAGGGAGAUUAGAAAUAAAAUGCUUGGAUUUCCUGAGAAAGAGCGCUGCAGAGAUUGAAUCGGCUAAGGUACUUCUUGAGAAGCGACACCUUCAACAAUUGGAAUUGCGGUGGAGGUAUGAUUAUGAUUUUAAUAUAUCUUCACCACAGACGAUUAGGGACGAAUCAUGGUUGGAAGAUGAGAUGAUUCUAGAAGCCCUGCAGCCACACUGCUCACUUCAAAAACUAGUUAUAGACGGAUUUUGUGGCAAAAGGUUACCAGACUGGAUAUGGUCUCUCUCGUCGCUCAUGGUUCUUGAGUUCCACAACUGCAAUGGUUUGACAUCACUACCCGAAGAAAUGUGUAAUCUUGUUUCUUUACAGAAACUUUGCAUGUAUAACUGCUUACCGUUGGAGGAAAGAUGUGCAAGACCCUAUGGCGAAGACUGGGAAAAAAUAUCUGGCAUCCGUGAAGUUGUGAUCCGUCCUGUGAUACCAUCGCUACUCAAGUAUUUUACAUGAGUCAAAAGUCUUUCCUCAUUCAUGCAGCUGAAAUCUUCCUCCACUGAAGCUGUGGCUAUGCUCGAUCGAUUAUGGUCUCUUCUUUCACCUAGAGGUUUUGGUUUUUUACUGAUUACUCAUUCUAUGUUAUAGUUUGCUUCAUCAUGAUGAAUAUAAUUUGUUGAAUAUGAAAAUCACAAAUGUUAGGCUUCUUGCAAUUGCUUGCUAAUGAUUUCAGUAUUUCACUUUAUGUGUUGUGCUUCUUUUAAUACAUUAGAAAACAUUACAAAUCUAGUUAGGGUAUUCAAUGGAUCAAUCAAUAUCAACACAAUUACUUAAAUAAUGAACCAAUAGAUUAAUCAUUUACCAACACAAUCAAAUACUUUUUUUAAUUGAAAAUUUUCUUAAACACUUACACCCAAACACAAUAAUGUGUCUGGAUAGAACUAGAAGAUUACAAAUCACUGCACUAGCAAGAAGUACCUCUUAACUUGGCCAUCAUACAUAUAAGGGAAAAAACACAACUUGAGACCAUAAUACAUAACGGAAAAAACAACUUGGCCACACAUGUUACAAAAGGUACAAAUAAAAUACAACAUUGAAACUAGAAUGCUUUAGAAAUGGAUGUUAAUUAUGUUUUGCCGUAGGAUGUUGUUUACCAUAAGAUGGUUUUGUCACGUGCAAAUGUGACUUCUUGUGUGGUGGUUUAUGUCUCGGUGGCUCUUUUCGUGGCGAUUUAUGCACCGGUGGCUCUUUCUGGGGUGGUUUAUGCACCGGUGUCUCUUUUUGCGGUGGCUUAUUCACCGGUGGCCCGUUCACUGGUGGUUCAUAAACUGGAUUAAGGUGAUAUUGAGCAAGUCCUUGAGGAACAAGGAUAAGUGCAGCAAGGAAGAAAAUUAGUGAGGACAAGAAAAAGGAAGCCAUUUUCAGUAGUGAUUUUAGUUGGUGUGAAUAACAUAAAGGAAAUAACAAGGUUUUAUAGAAGGAAGGGUCUUCAUUGGAAGUGGAAGGUCUCAAAUGAAGUAAUUUAUUAUAACUGAAUAAUCGGUCCACUAAUUUAAAAAAAAAAUGUGUAGAAUAUUAUUCAACAAUGUAUCAACAUUCUUACAUCUUGUAAGACAAAACUGAUAUCUUGUGAGUGGUUAAAUUCUAUAUUAUUUAAGAAUUUUUUUUAAAGAGAUAUAUAAAAAAAACAUUUAAGAGGUAUAUAAAAAACGAAAAAUUUCUUUAGCCACCUCUCUAUGGGGUCACCCCCAGCGAAAAUCCCAAACUACCAAUGCUUCGGAAAUGAACUUCCGAAACGUUUUUUUUUUUUUUUAAAAUUUCCAUAAUUCAGAAGUGCAUCUCAGAAAACACCUCAUGGGGGGUGUCUUCGGAGAUGAACUUCCGAAAACACCUCAUGGGGGGUGAAUUCGGAAGUUCAUUUCCGAAUUAUGCAGAAACUGUGUUUUUUUUUAAUGUUUUUUCUUAAACAGUCUCGCAUUUUAAUUAAACGCAAACGCCAAAUAAAAUAAGCGACAUAUAAACAGAAAAUACUAAUACGAUAAAUAAAAUCCAAAUAAUAUAUACAAGCCGAACCAAAUAGUAAUAGUGUGCGCAAGAUACAAACCGAAAACAAAAAAUAAAUAAACCCGACCACUACUGGGUGUGCCUAACCCUCUCACCCUGAGCCCUCCUCUGCUGCCUGUACCCCGCCGCACGGCUGGAAUCAGUGACGAUCGUCUCCAUCACGGCGACUGCAUCUGGACCGCCCUGAAGAACGACACCCCGAUCCAAGGCGUCCCGCCCAAGCAUCUCUAUCCGCUGGCAGAUCGACAGGAGAUCAAUGGCGUGGUCAUCCUCGGCCUGCUAGUUCUCCAGGAUCUCCUCAUGUGCUGGCCUAGGAGCGCCGGGAACGUCGGGUCUCAGCAGAGGAUGGGACACCCGGUAGAACCAGUUGCGCCGCCGCCCGCUCGCGUCUAGCCGACGCAGUCUGGGACUCUCUCCACUGUCUGAUGCGUGCUGGUUGGUUGCCUGACAUGUUCCUGUAAACAAUCGAAAUCGAUUAAUAUGCGAGACAAAUGAAAAAACAAAAAAAAAUGAACUUCUGGUACAGUUCGGAAGUUCAUUUCCGAAAACUUGGAUGGAGGUGUUUUCGGAAAUGAACUUCCGAAACACCCCUGCGCAGACCUUCAAUUCAGCCUCCAAUGGCAGACCCAAAAAACCUAAACCAAAACUACUUUUAUGCCUACUAAACAUCCUAAUAUUAGUACUAACCUAUAUUAAUGUGAUUUUUUCAGUUUCUAAACACCCUAUUGGAGUUUAUUCAAAUAGAUCUAAAACUUGAAAAAACAAUGUAGAACUUACCAAUUAGUGUUUGAUGAUGAGUUUGGAAGAAGACUUGGGAAUGCUCUUUGAUCUUACACUUGAUUUUGGCAGAAAAUUUGAAGAGGGGUUAAGUAUUAAGUUGAUUUAGGGUAAA
Molecule: messenger RNA, 5830 nt
Organism: Vicia villosa (hairy vetch)
Lineage: Eukaryota; Viridiplantae; Streptophyta; Magnoliopsida; Fabales; Fabaceae
Product: putative disease resistance protein RGA4
Exons: 2
Coding region: 835-3390 (851 amino acids)
Biological process (GO): defense response to other organism
Molecular function (GO): ADP binding
Source: RefSeq, a predicted model, not a curated record